Molecule: messenger RNA, 4455 nt
Organism: Pristis pectinata (smalltooth sawfish)
Lineage: Eukaryota; Metazoa; Chordata; Chondrichthyes; Rhinopristiformes; Pristidae
Product: rho GTPase-activating protein 18-like
Exons: 15
Coding region: 426-2315 (629 amino acids)
Biological process (GO): signal transduction; regulation of actin filament polymerization; regulation of small GTPase mediated signal transduction
Cellular component (GO): cytoplasm
Molecular function (GO): GTPase activator activity
Source: RefSeq, a predicted model, not a curated record
AGGUUUCAAGUGGGUUGCUUUGUGAAGAGAACCCUUCUUAACGAAACAAAGAGUCGGCAGUAACUUCAAAGAGUUUGGUGAAAGUUACUGGGAGAAUUGCACGAAUCAAACGAUCUCCCGGAUGUGGUGUCGUGCUCUCACACUGUCCAAAUGCACCGCAAAUCAAUCGGAAGGGAAUUGUUCGGUGCCAAUUAACCAGAGCGCACCGCCUGGGUUGCAGCAGAAGAUUGACGUCAGGCUCCGCUGGUUCCUCUCUCGCUGCUCCCGCUCAGUUGAACGGGGGAGUCGCCGAGCUGCAGCAACCCUCCCGCUUCUUGUGUGAUCUGCUCAAUCCACCGAGCUUCCAGUUCUCCCCUCUUCUCUCUCUCUCUCUCUCUCCACCUCCUCCUCCCAUUUGAAGCAGGAGUGAAUCAAGUCCUUCAAUUAUGAGCCGGUUUCAAGCACAGAAUUUCCAAGAGCAGCGGUCCUCUGACUGUUCCAGUUCUCGGGAUUCAUUGGACAACCAAUCAUUGGAUGACUUCUGGACAGAGGUGGAGAACAUCAAGGAGAGUUGUGAGACUGAGGUGGAUGAAAACAGUGAUGUGAAAACACCAGAUGAUGGAGAGCUGGAUGCUGAUUGGCUUAAAGAUACUGGGUUGUCCACUCUUAUCAAUGAAAACAGCCAAGAUGAUGACAGUAUAGUCCUGCUUUCUACUCUAACCCGCACUCAGUCAGCAGCAGUACAGCGCAGAGUUGACAACUAUACAUUGUCUUUGCGGGUAAAGAGUAAGCAACCUGUACGAGAUGUCAGGGAUGUCUUUCCCAGGCAAAAGUUUUCAAGCAGCGAUUCCGAAAAGCAAGACAAGCAUAUUGAUGCAUUGGAACGAAAACGACUUGAGCAUCUGCUCCCAGAGGAAGAUAAACGAGAAGCUUGUUCUGAUGAACAUGGGAAUUCAUCACCAACACAAUGUGGACUUUCUAAAAAAGAAACAAUAUUUUUUAAUGUUUCUUAUUCUGAACAAGCACAAAUUUGCCGAAAUAGAGCAUGCUAUAACAAAAUGUUGAGAAAGCAAAGCGAUGAUGGGAUUUUGCCUCAAUACAGAAUGUACAAGAAUAAACUUGGCACAACCAGAAUGGGGGAUCUCUCGGAGCAAGACAUGAAAAAAGUUCGCACCUUGGCACUAAUUGAGCUUACAGCUCUCUUUGAUGUCCUCGACAUGGAGGUGAAGAGACAAAAAGCAACAAAAGUGAAAGCACAAGAAAAUAAACUCUUUGGUGUACCACUCACACAGCUGGUUGAAAAUGAUCAGAAGAUUGUCCCCAAUACCAAAGUUCCACUGUUGCUUAAAGAGUUGCUUUGCAGUCUAGAAGAUAAGGGUUUGGAAACUGAAGGAAUUCUCCGUAUUUCAGGUUCUCUUGCCAGAAUAAAGAAUUUGCAACAGGAGCUUGAAUCAAAUUUUUACCAAAAUAAUUUUGACUGGAAAAAAGUUCACCAAAAUGAUGGAGCAGGCUUACUGAAGAUGUUUAUCCGUGAAAUGCCCUGUCCCUUGUUAACAACAGAGUAUGUAGCUGCUUUUGCAGCAGUCCAAAAUAUCACUGAUCAAGUCCAGAUGAUACAUGCUCUGAAUCUUCUUGUGCUGAUGCUUCCAGAUGUAUAUAGAGCCACAUUAAAGUUGCUGUUGGAGUUUCUUCGCAAAGUGAUUGAAAAAGAGCAGGAAAACAAGAUGAAUCUCUGGAAUGUUUCCACUAUAAUUGCUCCUAACCUUUUCAUGCACAAAGGAAUUUCAAACAAGAUGCCAGACGGAAGUGAGAAGCAGCAAGCAGAAAAGGCUGCAAAUGUUGUCCGGGUGCUUAUCCAUUACCAGGACCUUCUUUGGAUUGUUCCAUGCUUCCUUGUAGCACAAGUGAGAAAACUGAAUGAAAACAGCAAUAAGAAGUACGAUAAGCGUCUAAAAAAUCUGCUGAAGAAGAUUCACACAGACAAACAUGACAAGCAAAUUGUAGAACAACCGUGUAACAGGACAAUAAAAAUUCAAGCCCCCAAUUUACUGAAGGGUACAAUGGAUGUUCAACUGGAUCCAGAGACUACUAUUCGGGAUCUUGUGGCUCAGUUUCAGAAGAAAUUAGACUGCAGUAACUAUGAUGCUGCAAACACCAAUCUCACAAAACGAAGCAAUGGCUCCACAGAAUAUUCAGAGUUUUUCUUGUAUGAAGUGGGUGGUAAUAUAGGUGAACGGUGUCUUGAUCCAGACACAUGCAUGUUGGAACUGUACAAGGUUAAUCCUCAAGCUGAGUGGAUCAUUAGACAACGUGUAACAUUAUCAAAAGAAAGCUAACUUUUUAUGAGCAUUCACCAUCUAAGUCCACAAAAUUUGCUGGUUAAAUAGUAUCUGUACUUCAGAUUAUUGUUAAAAGUUUGAGACCUUAUCAAGGUGAAGAAAAGGAGUGAGUACUUUUUCAAGGCAAUCCAAGAAGCAAUUUAUCCAGUAAAGUAUAGCACUUUCAUUAAACAAGGGAUAUUUACCACUUGAAGGUAAAAUCAGACCGGCAUUUCUUAUUUGCAGGUUUCUUGGCAUGUGAAUUUGAGAACUUGAAUUUUUUUUACGCAACUCAUGUUUAACCGUGGCUUUUUUUUAUUGCGUGAUGUUCAAUUAGCAUUGCCAAAUAUUACAAGGAAAAUGUUUAACCUUCUGGAAGAGAAAAAUAAGUCUCUUUCAUGAUGAUAUAUAUUUUCUUGGAAUUUUGUUUCAAAAUUUCUUUGGCAUAACUUGGACCUGCUUGGAGAAAAGACAUGAAUAAGGUGGAGAAAAUGGAACAGAAAGGAAAAGCUUGGCUUGUGCCAAAACAUCCUGCCUGUCAAUUAUUUAUUGAAGGACUAGAACGGAAGCAUGAAUCUGUGCCUGCAGUUUAUUUGUCAUGAAGCCAUUUGCAAUUGCACAUACAGAGCAACUGGAUCUUCAGCUCGGGACAGAGAGCUAUAAUUGUCUUACACUUUACGGCUUGGGUACAGAUAAUGUGAUAUGAUUGUGGGAAAAAUACAAUUGUAAAAAACUAAUGAAACUUGCAGGUCUUAUUGUGUACAAUAUUAUUUGAAACCUGUGGGCUGUGCAAUUUUUUUUUGAAGCACUAGCCAACUUGUAGUUGCUGAUUAACUUUUCCUGCUGAAUAAUGUUACUACAUUUACAUUUGGAUUUUUAUUUUCUAUAUGUCUGCAACCAGAAUUUUUUUACAUUUUGUUUAAACAACUAUUUUAAUCUGUUAUUUUUGUCUGAGGUGGUGGUUAUUUUUAAGACGAUUGGAAGUAUAAUCUUUACAAUAUUCCUGAUGUUAAUGCUUGCAAAACAUUUAUUGGAAACUUUGGAACUGUGCCAGUGUAAUAAUGUUAAGAUUAACACUUCUGAUUUUAAGAGUUGAUCACAAGUUCCAAGAAUCUUUAUCACUUAAAUUUGCCCAAUAACUAGUGUAUUGAAAAGCUGGGUGCAACUGAGUUAUACAAUCUCACAGCCUUUGAUCCAGAAACAUAAACUUAAAUCCUCCGCUACCAUGGUGGGAUUCUAAAUUCAAGCAAUGAAAUAAAUCUGGUGUUUAAAUUUAAUUUUAAAAAAAAACAACCAUUAUACUCUUGAAUUGUUGCAAAACCCAACCUGGUUCACUAAUAUCAUUUAGGGACGGAAACCUGCCAUGUUUACCCAGUAAAUGUGACUCCAGACCCACCAAUGUGAUGAAUUCUUAAACUGUCUCCUUAUUUAGGGCAAUUAGCAGUGGCUAGUAAAUGCUAGUGUCAACAAAAAUGUCCAGAUCCUGUGAAACAAUAAAACAUGGUCUUUUCAAACAUUCAGCUUAUUCUUAACAAAUACAGAUGUAAUAUAACCACUAUUUGCAGAUGCAUUGAGAGCCAUAGUACACCAGGUAAAGAGCAGUGAAAAUUUUGAACCUUCAUCUAUUACUGUUGAAUAUAUGAUUGUGUUUGUACCUUAACCAUGGUCAAAUGUUGCUGCCUGUUUGUGUUGGUUUGAUCAGCAAACUCUGGUCAAACCUGUGGAAGAGAGUGCAGAAAUUUGAUGUUACUUUAAGUGCAAAUAGAGGUCCAGUGAUCUCCAAGGCUAAUUUAUAAAAAUAUUCUGGUCACAAAAUUGCCGCUCCCACAGACUGAAAUUAAUAGUGUUUACUUAUGGACAUAGCAGCAAGUUGUUCAAAUUAAGAUUUUUUUUUGGUGCACAAGCAUCAGUACACACAUUUUAAAAGUUUUAUUUGUGUUAAAAGUAGUGAAUUUACUAAAAGAACUGACAAUUAUACUCUAAAGUAAGCGGUUUAUUAAUAGUUUUUUUUAAUGUUGUUACUUACAAUAAAGUUAAAAUGAGUUACAGGUAGAAGACAACUCUUGUUUAAAUAUUUUUUGUGAAAAAUCCAUUUACAUCUGUACAAAUAACAUUGCACCAGAUUAGCACUCUUAAAUACUUCAAAUUUUGAUGCAGA